Anas platyrhynchos (mallard) is the source of this 3216-nucleotide messenger RNA. NCBI's taxonomy places the organism in Eukaryota, Metazoa, Chordata, Aves, Anseriformes, Anatidae. The record is from RefSeq and is a predicted model, not a curated record.
UCCCCCAAGAAACCGCUCAGACGAUCAGUUUUAGUUUUAAUACUUCCUACUGCUUUUUCUUUCUGAUUGUUUUUCGGAAGUGGAAAGGAGGCAGGCCAAGCCAAUCCAAUAAAUUCGAUGCCGUGACUCGGAUACGGGUUACCUUGGCACGGGAUCCAAGCUCAGGGGAGGCGCCCCCAGCCUCGGAUGGCCCCCGGGUGGACGACACCCCGAUGAGCCCUGUACCCUAAAUCAGGCAAGCAGGCAAAAGAACACUGCAGUACGCCAUAAUUCUUGUGCACAAAGAUCCGUACGAAGGCUCAGGACUGAAAUAAGUGUGGCACCGCGGUUCGAACGGUUGAACGAGGAUGGACGCGUGCUAGUAGAAUAAAGGGACCCGUCCAAGAAUCUCACUGGGAGACUGUUAGAAACCCCGACAAUCUGAAGAUCACGUUCCAGAGAAAAACCGAUAGGUGAAACUAUCUUCUGUGCUGAUUUUUGCAUUUGUUUUUGUGCCGACUUCUGUAUUUGUUAUCCUUUUGUUUGUAAAGAAAAGUGGAGGGUUCAUUGCUCCUACGGGUAUCUUCCUAGAGGUACUGCGUGUGGGGGUGGCAACCGGGAAAAUCAUAAAGGAAUCCAGAGAGUGGUAUUAUAAGCCCUGAGAAGUAUCGCUUCUGUGUAAGCAAGCUCUGCCCAACAAAGGCAGAAAAUCCUUCAAGUGGUCUGUAGAAGGACAGUGGCCAGGAUAAGGUGUGGAGCUAGGGGAGUGAAGCCUCUUAAUUAAGGUAGGCUAAAGAUGAAGGAGGUUCCCCUGAAGAAUACGGCUGCUGCCGAGAUGGUACACGCCGUUGCUCCAAGCAAAAGAGUAGGUGGAGGAGGCAGAGACAUAAUGCUGAGGGGAUCGAGGUUGGUGAACCACCUCCGAAAUCAGCCCACGAGGCCCCUUGGAAUGCCAGUUCCAAGCCAAGUUACCCCCGUACCUCCCCAACGCCUCCUACCUUCUACAGGAAGCAACAAGGGUAAAAGACAAAGUGCCCACCAAGAACUCUGGGAUAGCCGUAGUAAAGGUAGGACCCCUCCAUUUUUCUCGGGCUUAACUUGGUUUGUAUGGGUAAUGGGAUUCUUGAUAAUCUGGCUGGAUGUAACAAAGGGAGAAGAGAGCCCCCACCAGCUCUAUAAGUGGAGUUUAAUUAGGUGGGAUGACCAAACUAUCAUUAAGCAAGUGACUACGGCAGGUGCACCAAGUUUCCUCACAUCUCUUUGUCAACUAGCACCCAUAAGUCCAUGUCUGAACCAAAAGGGUUUUUACUUCUGCCCCAGCUCAAACCCAGGAAGGGGAUAUUGCGACUAUCCCAACUCCUACUAUUGUGCUUAUUGGGGUUGUGAAACAAUUGCUUCGGAUUGGAGUCCAGGAGCAGGGCAGGAUCAGUUCCUAACUGUAGGAUACGGACCCUACGGGUGUACACCUCCAAGCCGAGACUGGAGCGGAGGGAUUCGGAUGCCCUAUGGAAAUUGCGAACAACUCUAUGUAAAUGUAACGAAUCCAACCGACCCUGCCUGGCUCACAGGGCAAACGUGGGGUGUGAGAUACUGGGAACCUGGGGCUGAUAGAGGAGGUUUAAUAUUUAUAAAAAAGGAAAAAGUAAAGAAUCUCCCUCAGGGAGUUGGUCCUAAUAAAGUCCUGGAAGGACCCGAGAUAAAGAUACCACCUCUCCCGGUUGCGACAAGCACAGUAACCCCAGUUAUGGAUAAUACCAUACCACCUCCUACAGGUGUAGCUGAGGAAAACCCUCCCUGGAAAGUAAUGCAAGCUACUCAUGAUACCCUGAAUGAAACUAGUGAGCACUGACGACGCCUCACCCUCCCAGUACUCUUGGGGAGAGAGGAAAACCGGGAUAACCAUGCAACACCUCUCUGGGACAGGAGUUUGCAAAGUACCAAAAUCUAAGCAAAUGCUUUGUAGCUCCCUCCAACUCACUAUCAAUGAAACUAACGAAAAGUGGGUCAUUCCUCAGGAGGGAGCUCGAUGGAUAUGUUCUAAAACAGGGCUUAACCCGUGUGUAUCCCCUGAAGUGUUUAAUGCCUCUUGAGAAUACUGCAUGCCAGUCACUAGUUAUUCUGCGGAUAUUAUACCAUCCAGAAGGGGUGGUUUAUGAUUAUUGGGACACUGAAACACAUCACAUCAUAAAAAGGGAACCUGUAACAGUGGUUACAAUAACCACGUUAUUGGGCAUUAGGGCGGUGGGGGCAGGAACUGGAAUAACUUCUCCCAUCCAACAGCAACAAGGGUUUAGUUCCCUAAGAGGAGCAGUAGACAAGGACUUGGAACGAACAGAGAAGUCGAUAACAGCAUUGGAAAAGUCUCUAACUUCAUUAUCGGAGGUAGUGUUACAGAACAGGAGGGGGAUGGAUAUCCUUUUCCUACAGCAAGGGGGAUUCUGCAGCAUUCAGGAAGGGCUAGGAAAGCAUAGAAGAGAAAGAGAAGCUCAACAAGGAUGGUAUGAGUCUUGGUUUAGGAGUUCUCCCUGCUUAACUACCUUGCUAUCGCGAAUAGCUGGGCCGUUGGUACUGUUAAUGCUUAUUUUGACCUUUGGACCCUGUAUACUGAAUAAGGUCAUUGGAUUAGUAAAGAAUAGAUUGGAGGCAGCACACCUACUGUUGAUAAGAAAACAAUAUGAACACCUAGAGGAUGACAAGGUUGUUAAUAGAGAAACUCCCAUCCUCUCCCUGGCCCGAGAAACCAUUACUCGGUUUGAUGAACAAAAUAAUAAAAACAAAAGGGGGGUUGUAAUAUAUAUUGCAUAAUGAAUUUGUCAAUCAAACUGAAGGGGUUCAUCUUACAAGAUGGUUCAACCAUUGCAACUUUGUAUAGCCGGAAAAGUCCCCAACCCCAAUAUCUUGUUAAAUAAAAGGCAGUAAGUUGAAUGUCCAAGUAAGGAAAAGACGAUCCUUGGCACAUACUGCACGUGCUCCAACCAGCAAGGCCACAAUCCACAACGCAGAGGAAGACUACAACCUUCAUCCCCACGACCACCAGAGGGGCCCGUGACAACCCCCUAGCAACAGGAUGAGCAGUCGCAGAGGAUACCAGGAACCAGGAUGUGCCACGUAAACCUGGAACGACUAGCCCAGAAAACGGGGACUCUGGCAAGGGUGAGCAGAGACUCCCCAGCCACCCAGCGCUGUUUUAUCUGCUUGAUCGCUUGCUUGAAUAAAUUCUAUUUUGCUGAACCAUAA